Laetiporus sulphureus 93-53 is the source of this 1610-nucleotide messenger RNA. RefSeq lists its product as uncharacterized. The coding region runs from base 306 to 1457 and encodes 383 amino acids. NCBI's taxonomy places the organism in Eukaryota, Fungi, Basidiomycota, Agaricomycetes, Polyporales, Laetiporaceae. The record is from RefSeq and is a predicted model, not a curated record. The transcript is spliced from 6 exons.
UCUCAGUUCAUGUAGUUCCAGAAGUUCAAUCAACGACACGCCUUCGCAGUGUGGUCCUCCUGCCCGCUGCUGCCUGCAUCAUAAAAUCCCCGCUCAUGGGAACUCGUGCAUGCCAAGUGAGCCCUCGGAUCCUACAUACAUGACCUGCCUCGUUCUCCUCGAGCAUGGCACGUUGUGUGCUUCUUAGCAGCCGCCCAAUUUAAAGUCCCUCUCCGAGGUCGGAGUGAGAUCAUCGUUUGUUCGAUCCCCUUCUGCCUCUGUGCCCUUUUCAUUUCUCUCUCUCAUCUGGACGAACUUCACGGGCUAUGCAAGCAUACAGUACUGGCAGCGACGCGUACUAUCCGCAGACUACACAGUAUGCUCAGCCACAAGCAACAUAUUAUGCACAGUAUACCCAAUAUCAUCCUUAUCUUCCGCCCCAGUCCCAGCAAACGAAGGCAGCGCCCGUCUAUCCCGGCUAUGCUGCGUCGUAUGACUCUCAAGCCCAAUUUCCUACGCCCGCACCACCCAAGCGAAAGCUCAGUCGUUCGAUACCUGCGGCGCCUACUGCUGCUUCUGUCCCAAGUCGGUCUGCGACCCCAGCUCAACCGCGCAGAUCCACGAAGAAGCAGCAGCACGAUAGGAAUCCGUCAUCCGGCGGUGUUGUCGCUCUCGCCAGACAAUUCACAUCUGAAUCUAAACAAAGGGUGAAUGGACUGACCAGAGCACGGUCAAACUCUCUGGCAAGAUUCAGACCCGAUCACCUUUUCGUAUCUUUUGAUUCUGGGAACGAAAUACGGAUGGACGACAUCGCAUAUCAGCCCACCCUUGAUGAGCUCCGAGAGGUGCUCUUGCCCAUGUGGCCUCCCGGUAUCUCGUACGAGGACAGCCGUGGCAACAAAUGGCGCGUGCGCUUCCUGGGGAAGCCUUGGAGAAGCGCAGGGUCGGAUGCCAUCUUAGCUCAACGAAUAAUCUGCAGCAUGUACGCAGUGCUCGCGCGACAGGGAUAUUCGUACUUGACGACCGUACGGACUAACUCGAGAAAGCCCCCUCGGCUACUUUUCGUCGAGUCCUCGACGGAUUAUGACGUGAGGAUAUUUUCGACCAUGUUCAAUGCUUCACAAAUGCGGCUGUCGCUCCUCGACGCCCCUACGGACGUCGCGAGCCAGCUUGCACAGAGCUUGCGAGCGGUGUUUCCCCGAAGGAUCUCCUCCUAUUCGGCUGACGAGGACGGCGUGCACAUCAUCGAAAUCAAGAAAGAGCGUUUCGGAUCACGCCGGGCGGAUAUCGAUCUCUUCACAGCGUGUAUGCUGCAGUCGUUUAGCUCGAUUGGAUUCAAGCUGGACGGGAGCGUACCGUUUGGUCUGAGGACGGCGUUGGGACUUGGGCCGCGGAGGGAGGCAUGGAUAUUCCGAGGCACAACUCGGAGGUCGAUGGACUUUACUCGGAAGCAACCGCUUCCAGAUGGGCAUUCCUGACUGCAUUGCUCGAUGGCUUCCAAAUAAGGCUGUACGUUGAGAGCUAUGCAUUUCAUCUGAAACUUGCCGAUCGGAGACAUCCGUUGAAACAAGCUUUGACCCUCGCAUCACCAGUCGUGAAUCCGGAUGUUUAGGAUAUACACACCAUCGCAC